Strongylus vulgaris is the source of this 225-nucleotide messenger RNA. Lineage: Eukaryota; Metazoa; Nematoda; Chromadorea; Rhabditida; Strongylidae. The record is from the annotation of a GenBank genome assembly.
AUGCUCGAUUCGUGGCCCGUUUCAGAUCUCAGGUACUUUGUCGAGCCUGAAAACCCUUCUACCUUCCAGCAAGCUGUGAAAACACAAAUGGUGGAGCAGCUCCUUGCUUCUGCGACUGCUGAUCGUUUCAUUCAUCCAGCUCCUACUCGCGAUCUGUUUCAAGCCGCUAUAGGCAAGCGCGGUCUAGUCCGCGGAAUCAUCAAAAUACAGCGGCCGUUACAAUAA